Messenger RNA from Medicago truncatula (barrel medic), 2986 nucleotides. Its product is annotated as proline-, glutamic acid- and leucine-rich protein 1. Gene Ontology annotation, cellular component: nucleus. The transcript has 13 exons. Gene Ontology annotation, biological process: rRNA processing. The record is from RefSeq and is a predicted model, not a curated record. Bases 150 to 2738 code for a protein of 862 amino acids. NCBI's taxonomy places the organism in Eukaryota, Viridiplantae, Streptophyta, Magnoliopsida, Fabales, Fabaceae.
UUCCAUUAGUUGUGUUAUUAACAAACUCAAAACCUAAAACCCAAAACCCACAACGACAUAAGCAGCACAAAACUUCCCGCCACAACGCCGCCGCUCGCCGGCCAUCUCCACUCCGAUCACCGUUGCUCCACCUCUCUCCGUCCCUUCCAAUGGCAGCCUUUGAGCACUUCAAAGACAUGUACGACGUUGCACUGAAACCACGCUUGCUCAACACUAUCAUCAGAGAACACCUCCCUAGCGCGGAUCAUCCCUUUUCCAACCCUUCUGAACUCUCCAAAGUUGUCUCUUUGAUCAAAACACACUCUCUUUUAUCCGACUCCGUAACCGAAUCGUUGGACCCUAAACUAAUUAAAUCUUUGAAAUCAUCUUUUACUUCAUGGGUCGACCGUCUUUUGCUCCUUAUUUCUUCCCAUGAGCCUGAUAAACGUUGGGCAGGAAUAUCCUUGCUAGGGGUAACUUGUGAAGAGUGCAGUUCUGAUCGUUUUGAAGAAUCUUACACUGUGUGGUUCCAGAAGUUGCUAACUUGUCUACAGUCACCGGCAGAAUCUCAUUUAGUGAGGGUGGCUGCUUGUGCUUCCAUAUCUGAUCUACUUACAAGGUUAAGUGGAUUUCCAAAGUUCAAGAAAGAUGGGUCUGCCUCUGCUGUAAAAGUUGUUCAGCCUGUUCUAAAGAUGUUACACGAUGACAACUCAGACGCAGUAUGGGAAGCUGGAGUUCAUGUAAUAUGUACCUUGAUAACUUCAUUCCCAUUUUCUAUUCAGCGUCAUUAUGAUAGUGUUGAAUCUGCUAUUGCAGUUAAACUUGUGUCUGGAGGAUGCAGUCAUGAUAUGAUGAAGAAACUUGCACAUUGCCUAGCGCUACUUCCAAAAUCAAAAGGAGAUGAAGAAAGCUGGUCUGUGAUGAUGCAGAAAAUUUUGAUUUUAAUAAAUGAUCAAUUAAAUUUGACAUUUCAAGGUCUAGAAGAAGAAACCAUUCGUAAGGAGUUCAAUGGGUUGUUAAUUCUGCCUGGGAAACAACCUCCACCACCUUUAGGAUGCGAUGUAUCAACAGAAGAACCUAGUACUAACACAAAAAAGAGGUCUAAACAAUCACGAACAUCUAAUGUUUCUUUACUCAUGUCUGGAUGUUGCAUGCUUCUCACGAAUACAUAUCCAGUUAAGGUUAAUGUACCUGUGCGCCUAUUAUUGGUCCUUGUCGAGAGAAUUCUGAUGGUAAAUGGCGCUUUGCCAGAAAUGUCAUUGCCAUUCAUGACCGGCAGACAGCAAGAGAACGUUUGUUCAGAACUUCCAGUUUUGCAUAUGUGUAGCCUGGAAUUGCUUGCAGCUAUUAUAAAGGCGACAGGCAGUCAACUAUUACCGCAUGCUGCCUCUAUUGUACGUUUCAUCACAAAGUACUUCAAGACAUGUGCGCUGUCAGAAUUAAGGAUUAAGAUAUAUUCCAUUGCAAAAAUUUUGCUCAUAUCCAUGGGUGUUGGAAUGGCUUUAUGCCUGUCGAAGGAAGUUGUCAAUAAUGCUAUUGCUGAUUUGAGUACCAUAGAGAAGAAGAAUGGAGGCAUGUCGAAUGGUUCUAAUACUGAUGCCUCCACUGUAGCACCGCUACCGGCAAGUAGUAAAAAAAGGAAGCACAGCAGCACAACUGGUUCUCUUCAGGAAUAUGAUGCAGGUGGUGGUUUAGGAGUGGAAGUUCCAAAGAAAUGUACCGUUGCUCCAAUUUCUCUGAGGGUAGCUGCACUUGAGACAUUAGAGGCUCUUAUUACCGUGGCUGGUGCUUUAAAAUCAGAACAGUGGAGAUCCAAAGUUGAUAGUCUUUUGAUAGUCAUAGCAAUGGAUUCUCUCAGAGAAGGUUCAUCUAGUGAAGAAAUAAAUGUGUUUCAGAAAAAGGAACUUACUGCAACUGCCGCAGAUUUGCAGCUUGCUGCAUUGCGUGCUCUUUUGGCGUCUUUUCUUUCUGUGCCGCGGCCCCCAUAUUUAUCACAGGGCCUUGAACUUUUCCGUAGAGGAAAACAACAAACUGGAACAAAGCUUGCUGAGUUCUGUGCCCAUGCUAUGUUAACCUUGGAAGUGCUUAUACAUCCCAGGGCACUUCCGCUGGUUGAUUAUGUCCCUCCAAACAACAAUACUUAUGAUGAAGUUCACUUCAAUUUCCGAGAUGAAUGUGUUAGCCGGAACCACACUACUCCAUUUGGUUUGCAUCAAACAGAACCUCCCGACGGUGUUAAUAAUAUGUUUGCUGACUAUUUGGCAAAUGGUGACGAUGAUAUGGGUGGGCUAUGGAAGGAAAACAUGAAAGACGCCAAAAAGUCUUCUGAAAUGGCGACACCCCUGCCUUCUAGCGCCGAUAUCCAAGAAAGGAGUGAGAUGGUAACUGAGACUACCACAUGUGCAGAUGUUGAGAUGAGAACUGUCGAGAAUGAAACUGUAUCCAAGUCAGAUAAUCCUGGAGAAUCUGUCACGCAUUUUCAAGAACCUGCCACUUGCACGACAAGCAAUCCGGCCGUCAUUGACAUUCGUGGUGAUGCAGCUACUAUUACAGAGGCGGAGAGGAUUGUUUCAGACAGUGCUAUAGCUCAUAAUGAAGCUAAACAUGUGGAAUUAGCUUCACAGAGCAGAAGUUCAGCACAGUCAUCAGACACUAAUAUGCUUCAGCAAUUUGCAUUUAAGUUAGAUUACGGCAAUUCCGUGGAUGACGAUGAUGAUCCUUUUCCUGAUAUUGUGGAUGGAGACCCUGAUUCUGAAUAAGGGGAAAAUUUUGAAUCUUUUUCCAUUGAAAGAAGCACAAUUCAGGGCAGUAACAAUAUUUAUUUUAUCUUCUUUUAUAUGUUUUCAUUAGGUACGUAAUGCUGUUGUAUGCAACUUUUUUGACAGACCAAAAAUAUAUUUAAUAUAUUUUUUAAAGGGUUAUGAAUUACAUAUCUUUAGUUUCUGGUACUCUUUAAAUGGCACAAAAAGUUAAAAAUGAGACCACAAGAAAAGGUCACCUUCCUCUU